Molecule: messenger RNA, 4772 nt
Organism: Danio aesculapii
Lineage: Eukaryota; Metazoa; Chordata; Actinopteri; Cypriniformes; Danionidae
Gene: tbc1d30
Product: TBC1 domain family, member 30
Exons: 15
Coding region: 149-3445 (1098 amino acids)
Cellular component (GO): endoplasmic reticulum
Source: RefSeq, a predicted model, not a curated record
CAGCCUGUUUGAGUCCCUGCCAACCCGCGGCUCAAGAAAUGGAACAGACCCGGAACUCUAGUUCCUUAUUGAUCCACCUAAAACAAUCUUUGCAGUGUCCCAAUGCGUUCACCAGAAAGUAAUGCUGAACUUUAAAGAGAAAUAAAACAUGUCAGCCGUGGUGGAAGUGGCGAAAGAGGAGCUGAAGGAGGUGAACAUAUGUGACAUCUGCCCGGAGGAGGAGAGCGGAGUUUUCCUCAGCGCAGGUGCGUCCUACCUGGACGGCUUUUCGGGGUUUCAUAAGUGGGUCUCAAAGAUUGAGGUGUCGGAUGGAGACUGUGAGAAAACAUCGCCCAGGAAGGCUCAUGAGGAGGAGAAAGGAGGUGUGUAUUCUGAUGAAGAGGAGCUGAAAGAGUCCCGGGCUUCGUCUUUGGUGGAGUGUUUGCUGGUGGAGCUUUAUGACACGUACAGUCACGGUGUCCCAGGCUUGGACAGCUCCACUGAAGCCUCCAGCUCUGACGCUUUUCUGGGCAGGAGCAACAGCGGCUCCAGCUUUCUGCAGGAGCUCCAGGAGAAGCACACCAGGCGCCAUCAGGUCAAAUAUCUGGCUCAGAAAGGUCCAGAAGAGCUGAAGUGGAUCGUCCAGGAGGUGAAAUACCGCAUCGCUGUACAGUCGGCUAAACUGGUGAGGCAGGCCAAGAGGAAAGACCGACUCCGGCAGAAGUUCCAGAAGAACUGCGAUAUUGUGACCGCCUGCCUGCAAGCCGUCUCGCAGAAAAGACGAGUGGACACCAGGUUGAAGUUCACUAUCGAACCCUCUCUAGGCAAGAACGGCUUUCAGCAAUGGUACGACGCUCUGAAAGCAGUGGCCAGACUGCCGGUCGGCAUUCCCAAGGAGUGGAGGAAAAGAGUCUGGCUGACCCUGGCUGACCAGUAUCUUCACAGCAUCUCUAUAGACUGGGAGAAAACCAUGAGAUUUGCCUUCAAUGACCGCAGCAAUCCAGAUGACGACUCUUUGGGAAUACAAAUAGUCAAGGAUCUGCACCGGACGGGCUGCAGCUCUUACUGUGGGCAGGAGGCGGAGCAGGACCGGGUGGUGCUGAAGCGGGUGCUGCUGGCCUACGCCCGGUGGAACAAGACUGUGGGAUACUGUCAGGGCUUCAAUGUGCUGGCGGCUCUUAUCCUGGAGGUCACUGAGGGCAAUGAAGGAGACGCUUUAAAGGUGAUGAUCUAUUUGAUCGAUAAGGUGCUUCCGGACAGUUACUUCGCCAAUAACCUGCGAGCACUUUCAGUGGACAUGGCCGUGUUCAGAGACCUGCUGCGGCUGAAGCUUCCAGAACUUUCUCAACACCUCCACCACCUUCAAAAAGUGGCCAAUCGGGAAGCUGGAGGCAGCUACGAGCCUCCGCUCACCAACGUCUUCACCAUGCAGUGGUUUCUGACUAUGUUUGCCACGUGUUUGCCUCAUCACACCGUGCUGAAGAUCUGGGAUUCAGUCUUUUUUGAGGGGUCAGAAAUGCUGCUGCGCGUCGCUCUGGCCAUUUGGGCCAAACUGGGAGAGCGUAUUGAGGAGUGUCAGACGGCAGAUGAGUUUUACAGUAUUAUGGGCUGCCUGACGCAAGAAAUGCUGGAACACAAACUCAUCGACUCCAAUGAACUCAUGCAGACGGUUUACUCCAUGGCUCCGUUCCCAUUCCCACAGCUGGCUGAGCUCAGGGAGAAAUACACCUAUAACAUCACACCGUUCCCUGCGCCGGUCAGAGCCAACAGCAGUCUAGCUCUCCAUGGAUGGGAGAGUGAUGAUGAUGCUGACAUGGAUGAUGAAGACUCUAUCGUCACCGCUCUGGGCUGUCUGGGCCCACUAGGUGGCCUUCUAGCCCCUGAGAUCCAAAGAUACCAAAGGCACCUCAAAGAUCAGAGAGCGGAGCAGAGCUGUAAUGGCAGUAAUAUGGCAGAGCUCAGUCCCGGGGCGGUUGGCGCAGGACGAGCCGAACACCAGGCUGCCAUCAACAGCAUGAUGCUGGAGCGCAUGAGCACCGACAUCAGCGCCCUGAAGAAACAGUACUCUCGCAUCAAACAGAAACAACAGCAGCAGGCCGGACUACUCUACAUUCAUACAGGACUUCCAGUGGAAGCUGAAACUAUUGAGCCUCAUCAAUCCAGUAAACAGCAGAUCCACCACACUGAUAAGUGUCCAGCCACCAGUGUUCUUGCCUCCCAAAUUGGUCCAUCCCCAGUGGUCAAUCACCUUCUCCUGGGCAGGAGACCCAGACCUGGUCAACGAUCCUUGAAGAAUGGUAUGAUCCAUAACGGUGGAUCUCCUCAAGGCCACUCAACGCCCCUUCAGGAUCAGAUGGUUCGGUCCAGACAUCAUUCGCCCUGGCGCACACAUGUUCGAGCGCACCGGAGGAACAUUGCCCGAGCGAGGGCUCAGCUCGGCUUUGAUGACUCUCUGGAGGCGGAAGACGAUCAGACAGAUGAAAGCAAAACUGAAGGAGCAUCUAAAGAGGGAGAGGAGACCAAAUCCGAGGAAACAGACGAAGAUAAAAUGGAAAACACUGCAGCUGGAGGCUCAGAUGUUUCUCAGCAAGAACUGCAGGAGAUUGAUAGUCAGCUGUCUUCUCUGGAACUGGACCCGGAAUCUUCACCAGAUCCGUCAACUCCAGAACCAGCUUUGGAUCCAGAUCCACAAUCCGAUCCAACUAUUACUCCAGAACCACAGGCAGAUCCCAAUCCCGCUACUCCAGAUCCUAAUCCCACCACUCAAGAUCCCAGUUCAACCAUUAAAAAUCCCAAUUCCAGUAUUCAAAAUCCCAGUCCCACCAUUCAAGAUUCCAAUCCCACCCUUCAAAAUCCCAAUUCCACCAUUCAAGAAUCCAGUCCCACCAUUCAAGAUUUCAAUCCCACCCUUCAAAAUCCCAAUUCCACCAUUCAAGAAACCAAUCCCACCAUUAAAGAUUCCAAUUCCACUAUUCAAAUUUCCAAUUCCACCAUUCAAAAUCCCAAUUCCAUUGUUAAAAAUCCCAACUCCACCAUUCAAAAUUCCAAUCGCCCCUUUCAAAAUCCCAAUUCCACUGUUCAAAAUCAUAAUCCCACCAUUCAAGAUCCCAAUCCCACAGAUCAAAAUUCCAAUUCCAGCAUUCAAAAUCCCAAUUCCACCAUUGAAGAAGCCAAUCCCUCCACUCCAUCUCCGGCUUCGCUCCUAUCCACCCGCCGUCCCGGUUCCGACUCCUCCAGCUCCGAAAGUGGAAGUUCCUUCAGAAGGAGCGCUUCAUCAUUAGCAGGAGAUCCUCCAAAAGCACAGCAGCAGAUCUACUCUCCAUUCCCUUGCAUCAAAACACCCCGCAAGUCCACGGCUGCAAGAAACCUGGGUCUCUACGGCCCAACAGCCAGAACUCCAAAUGUACACUUCCCACAGAUGAGCAGAAGCAUGAAUCGUGUAGGAAACACCACAAAACGCCGGUGAUGAGUUGUGGACUGCUAAUAAUAAAGAAGAGCACUUCUUGGGUUCCUCUUGAUUUGGGUUUAAAAUCCAGACUUGUGAAAGCACAUGCAUUUUGAAGUCUAAUAUGCUUCCAGAUAGUUAAACACAGCAAAGAAAAAAAAAAGAUUUUCACACUUGGUGUUUUUGUUGUUUUUCCUAAUACAUGUGUCUAAACCAGAGGUGCCCUAACUUGGUCCAGGAGGGCCGGUGUCCUAGAUAGUUUAGCGCCAACUUCCUUCAACACACCUGCCUGGAAGAUUCUAUUAUAACUAGGAAGAACUUCAUUAGCCAGUUCAGCUGUGUUUAAUUGGGGUUGGAGCCUAAAUAUGCAGAACACCGGCCCUCCAGGACUGAGUUUGGGCAACCCUGGUUGUAGUGUUUCUCAACCAUGUUCCUGGUGGACCACUAGCACUGUACUUAUUAGCACAGAUUGAAAGACCUGUAAUGGGUGUGACCGGCAAAGGAGACAUCCAAAACAUGCAGUGACAUGGUGGUCCGCCAGGAACGUGGUUAGACACAUUGCUCUAAACGUUCUUAAAUCAAGAUGGAGUUAUACUUGAUAAGCAAAAUUGCAGCAAAACUUUUACACAAAAGGGAUUGAAUUUUGAGCGAAGAAUAUGCUAAAACGAAGCAGCAAAACUAGCAGAAGUGGCAUUUCUCAUGUCAUUCAACGUCUUGAGUAAAUCUGUUUUGAAUAAUGAAUGCUUAGAUAUUAAUAUCGGAAAAUUAGACAAAAAUACCAAGCAAGAAAAGCUUUUUUAAGCAUUGGAAACAUGCCAUCUAAUGCUCUGAUGAAGUUGAUCACUUGAUAUUAUGAAGGCUGUAUUUUUUUAUUUAAAUGACACCCUAACAAAACAUCUGGGAAUAGACUCUAUUGAAUAAAGGCUUUGCGUCAUUGAAAACAUUUGUUUGCAUGCUCAGAUCACCAGUAUUCACUACAAUGCACUGUAUAUGUUUACGUAAUUGCUCCAAAGCUGCAUAAUCACAUUUAUGUCAAAUAUCUGAUGCUAUAUGACUGGGAAAUGUUUUAACUCGGUCAAAUGGCACUCAUAAAACUUUCCAUGUUCACUUGUUUCUGUUGUUAUUGACCGUACCGGUAUUAAUUUUUCAGCUUGAUCUCUCCUUGAGUCAAUUAUUCAUUUGCUAACUCAAUACAAGUUCCCCUCUGUUUGGAUGUUUGUACUCAAAACACUCAUGCGAUUGAACAUCCCUCUGAAUGUUUCUCUCUGUAAAUCUUUGGUGCUUAUGAAUGGCAAAGGAUCACAGAUGCCCGAAAGAGAAUAAAAAACAUGCAACUACGAAAAAAACA